ACGACCCAGACACAGCAUGACGGCAUAGACCCAGACAUACGUAUCUAAAGUUUUCUGUACAGUGAAAAGUGAAAAAGAAACAGCAAUAAAAGUUAUGUUCAGUGAAUUCUGAAAUGAUUCUGAAUAAGUUUCUUAAAAUUUAAUGGCGAUGGCAUGGUGUGUAACACAUUAAUUUUUGUACCUAUCCAACCAUGUUUAUUUAUCAUAAGGCUGGGGGUUUUAAUUUAUCGUAUAAUUUCUUAUAAAUACCGUGGUGUUUAUGUUCUAUCACCGUUUAAAAAAGUUCUAAUUAAAUACUGAGUACUGAGGUGAACUAUUGUUUUUCCUUAAGAAAUCUGAAGAGAAUCAAAUCAUAAGGAAAAAUGAGUGAUACGACAAAUCGCCGACCAAAUUUUUCCAAUGUACCUCAAAAUGGAAUUAAUAGAAAUGUUAAUGUUCUUAGUAUAAAACCAACAACUGCAAAAAAAUUAGUAAUAAAGAACCUCAAAAGUGAACCUAAAUUACCAGAAGAUUACAUUGAACAAACAUGGAAGAAACUAAAAAGUGCAGUACUGGCUAUUCAGCAGGCAAAACCAAAUGAGUAUCAAUUAGAAGAAUUGUAUCAGGCCGUUGAAAACUUGUGUAAUCAUAAAAUGGCACCAAUUCUGUAUCAGAAACUUCAUAAUUUAACUGAACAACAUGUCGCUCAGAAUAUUGAACAAUUUUUAGCAGAGUCGAUGGAUAGAUAUUUAUUCUUAAAAAAAAUGAACAACACAUGGUUGGCCCAUUGCAAUCAAAUGAUAAUGGUCCGUAGUAUCUUCUUGUAUUUAGAUCGUACCUAUAUAUUGCAGAAUCAUGUCUCGUCAAUCUGGGAUAUGGGCUUGGAACUAUUUGGAAAAUAUAUUUUAUUAAAUGCUUUAGUUCAGACGCGUGUAGUUGAAGGUUUAUUGAUGCUGAUAGAAAAGGAAAGGCAAGGAGACCAGGUUGAUAGAUCAUUGCUUAAAUCGCUAUUGAGAAUGUUGACUGAUCUUCAAAUUUAUCGUAAAGCUUUCGAACACAAGUUCUUACAAGCUACAGAACGUUUAUAUGCUGCAGAAGGCCAACGUCUCAUGCAAGAAUUGGAAGUUCCUGAUUAUUUAACGCAUGUCGAUAAGCGGAUUGCGGAGGAAAAUGAGCGAGUGUUGCAUUAUUUAGAUCCGGGAACCAAAUAUCAACUAAUCCAUACGGUUGAAAAGCAGCUGCUUCGAGAACAUGUUUCUCAAAUUUUGCAGAAGGGACUGGAUCAGCUUCUUACUGAAUUUAGAUUAAACGACUUAAAUCUACUUUAUGACUUAUUAAGUCGUGUUAAAAAUGGCUUGGCACAGUUGUGUUCUUCCUUUAACGCUUACAUUAAAAAACGCGGCAGGACCAUUGUGAUAGACCCUGAGAAAGACAAAACGAUGGUGCAGGAAUUACUGGAUUUCAAAGAUGCAAUGGAUAAUGUUGUAUCCACAUGUUUCCAUAAAAAUGAAAGGUUUAGCAACUCUCUCAAAGAAGCAUUCGAGCAUUUUAUUAAUCAGAGAACUAAUAAGCCAGCGGAAUUAAUAGCCAAAUUUGUCGAUUCUAAGCUAAGAGCUGGAAAUAAGGAGGCCACUGAAGAGGAGCUGGAAAGAUUGUUGGACAAAAUUAUGGUCCUUUUUAGAUUCAUCCAUGGAAAGGAUGUAUUUGAGGCCUUUUAUAAAAAGGAUUUAGCAAAACGACUUCUUGUUGGCAAAUCUGCUAGUGUUGAUGCAGAGAAAAGCAUGCUUAGCAAGCUCAAACAGGAAUGCGGAGGCGGCUUCACCUCAAAGUUGGAAGGAAUGUUCAAAGACAUGGAGCUUAGUAAGGACAUUAACCAAGCCUUCAAGCAGCACACUACUGUUAAUAGUAGAGACUUGCCUCAAAUUGAGAUGACAGUUAGCAUACUUACUAUGGGUUAUUGGCCUACCUACCAGCCCAUGGAAGUCACUUUGCCAGAUCAAAUGGUUAGACUUCAAGACGUUUUUAAAGAAUUUUAUCUGAGUAAACACAGUGGUCGGAAGUUACAGUGGCAGCCAACCCUUGGUCACUGUGUUCUAAAGGCAUCCUUUCGAACUGGUCUUAAAGAAUUAGUUGUAUCGCUGUUUCAAACUUUAGUUCUAUUACUAUUUAAUGAUUCUAACGAGUUAACUUUUGAGUAUAUUAAGGAAGUGACUAACAUUGAAGAUGGGGAAUUAAGAAGGACAUUACAAUCUUUGGCUUGUGGGAAGGCAAGAGUGCUGGUAAAGAUUCCCAAAGGUAGAGAUAUCCAAGACGACGACCACUUUAGAUUCAAUUCUGAUUUUACAAAUAAACUAUUUCGUAUCAAGAUUAAUCAAAUUCAAAUGAAAGAAACUACUGAGGAACAAAAAGCAACAGAAGAAAGAGUAUUCCAGGAUAGGCAGUAUCAAAUUGAUGCUGCAAUCGUCCGGAUCAUGAAAAUGAGGAAAACUCUUAGUCAUAACUUGUUAAUUAGUGAAUUGUAUAUACAGCUCAAGUUUCCUGUUAAACCCCCGGACCUGAAAAAACGCAUAGAAUCCCUUAUUGAUAGAGAUUACAUGGAAAGAGAUAAAGAUAAUCCUAAUCAAUACAACUAUGUAGCAUAAUUUUGUUGAGAUCAAAUUGACAUAAGUUGUUCUAGAAUUAACGUGUUGCUCUUACAUAUUUUCUCUGACACUUUAUUAUUCAUUUUGUUUUAUUUGGUUUGUUAAACCAUUGAUUUUUUGUAACAUACAUUUAUAUAUUAUGUAUUCUUGUAAAUUUUGUGAUUACUUUGAUUUUAGCGUACUAUUUAGUUACUCAUUAAAACAAUAUUAUUGGUCAAAAUUUCAUAAUAAAAAAUACUUUCAUGAAA
Molecule: messenger RNA, 2869 nt
Organism: Sitophilus oryzae (rice weevil)
Lineage: Eukaryota; Metazoa; Arthropoda; Insecta; Coleoptera; Curculionidae
Product: cullin-4B
Exons: 10
Coding region: 363-2621 (752 amino acids)
Biological process (GO): protein ubiquitination; DNA damage response; ubiquitin-dependent protein catabolic process
Cellular component (GO): Cul4-RING E3 ubiquitin ligase complex
Molecular function (GO): ubiquitin protein ligase binding
Source: RefSeq, a predicted model, not a curated record